UGUUGUUGACAAUUGACAAAAGCUUGCUCUAGCUGUUUGUUUAUAUGUCUAAAUAACAAUAUUAAACAGUAUUAAAAUACUGGGUUUAAUAGAUUUUAUUGUUUUUAAAAUUUAAAUAUAGUACAAUGGAAAAACCAGUAAAUAGUCAAGAAUUUAAUGAAGACAUUCAAUUUGAAGUUAUUAAAGAAGAGAUGUUUGAUGAUGUUGAUGAAAUUUUAAAAGAUAAUGAAUCACAAUUAAAUGAACAACAACAAGAGACAAUUGAUAUUUCAACAGCUGCAACAACUAGGCAACAAAUUGAUCCUAAUGACUUAGAAAAGUUUAUAGAACAAGUGCCAUUGUUGACGACAAAAAGUGUUGAUGUUUAUCCUGGUUGUAUUGAAGCAAUGAAUGAAGCAAAACGAAGAAAAAAAUCUUAUUAUCUUCCAUUUCAAAAACAAUUUACAUAUUUACCUGAAAGUGAUAUAAAAAGACAUGAUUCAAUUUUAAAUGAAUGGUGGAAUUAUUGUUUAUUUGAAAAUAAAGAUCCAUUGGCAUCUGAUUUAUCAGGUGUAAUUUGUUAUCUUGGAAAAAAAUUAGAUGCUGGUGCAUCAUUUAAUGAUUUAAAAUUAAUUUCAUCAACAAUUUGUCUGAUAGCAUCUGAUGAAUUAACAAAACAAAUUUAUUUAUCAAGUUUUUUAUGCUCAGAAUUAACAAAUUGGCUAUCGGUAAAAUCAUCAUGUCAAAACAACACAUCCAAUGAAAUAAUAACUCUAGAUGAUUCAGAUUCUUCAUCAGAUAAAAAUGAUUGUACACCAACGACAAUUUUCCAACAAGUAAAUACUGAUAAUAACUUGAUAGCUGAAAAUAAUUCAGAAUCAUCAUCAACAAUACAGCUAAAAACACAAACUGAUCCAUUAAAUUUAAAUUUCAUUGAUGACAAUUAUUUACAAGAUUACCAUGAUAAUAAUGAUAAUGAUAAUAAUGGACAAGCAACACCAAUUUAUUUAAUUGAUCAACAACAAACACAAUUAAUUGAUUCAAUUAAUGACGAACAUGAUUCUCAAUUAUUAUAUCUAUCUUAUGUUACAAACAAUGAACAAGAAAAACAUUUAGAUGAUUCCUUGCCUGACUCAAUAAAUGGUAAUGAAUUAAAUGACAUGAAUUGUAAACCACAAUCAGAAACAAUUGAUAAUGAUGAGCAUGCAAUGUAUGUUGAUGAAAGAUUUGUACUAUGUUGGCAUUGUGGAUAUUUAUCAAUUUAUAUUAAUCGUUGUUAUCAUUGUAAACGAAAAUUUGAUGAACAUAAUUUUUCAACAUUAUCGUACAAGUAUUGUCCAAAAAAAUGGAAAAAAAUGAUGUUGUCAGUAAAUAAAUAUUCAUUGAACAAAAAAAAGAUAGGUCGUAAUGAUUCUGAACCUGGUGAACGGUUGGAUGAUCAUAGCAAUGAAGAAGAGGAUGAUAUAAUUGAUCAUUACAAACGACCAAUAUAUGUUGAUGGACGACUUGUUAUAUGUAAAUCUUGUAAUUUUUUAUCAAUGGAUUUUAAUCGUUGCUAUCGUUGUAAAGAACAAAUACCAAAUAACUCAACAACAAUUAAAUAUCAGUGGUCACCUAUGAGAUGUCAGAAAAUGAUACAGUCUAUUGCUGAUUACUACAAAGAUAUUGAAGAUAAUAUUAGUACUACAAAACGUAAAUUAUCAUCAGAAACAGAAUUAAUGAACAAGAAAAUAAAGUAGAUUAAUUUAUCGAGCUAGAUAAAUUAUGAAUUUGUCGAUUCUCAGGAAUAGAGUUUAUAUUUUUUUUAAAAAUAACUUGUUAAU
Messenger RNA from Aphidius gifuensis, 1802 nucleotides. RefSeq lists its product as uncharacterized. The transcript has 3 exons. The record is from RefSeq and is a predicted model, not a curated record. The coding region runs from base 126 to 1718 and encodes 530 amino acids. Lineage: Eukaryota; Metazoa; Arthropoda; Insecta; Hymenoptera; Braconidae.